Molecule: messenger RNA, 951 nt
Organism: Leptosomus discolor (cuckoo roller)
Lineage: Eukaryota; Metazoa; Chordata; Aves; Leptosomiformes; Leptosomidae
Source: RefSeq, a predicted model, not a curated record
GUUCUUCAGCAACAGCUGAAAUCAUUUUGGACAUUUCAGCAGAAGACUCUAGAGAAUAUUAACAGGGUGCAGUCUAAAAUCCAGGAGAUGCUGACUAAAAAUCUGUUUGAAAGGAAAACUCCAGUACACAGUUCAGGCGAGAUUCAGAUGACUGGCACACCAAGCAGCACAUCUUUGGACUGCAACGUUUUGCCGUUUUUCCCGCAUGCUGGGUUUUGGCAAGAAAGAGUACGUGAUCUUCCGAAUGAAAAUUUAUCCCUCCAGAACAAAGUGGAACCUCUCACUGUUACCAAUCUGCCUUUGAAAGAAAAUGUAUUAACGUGUAAUACGCAAAUGAAGGAUUUCGCUGAAGAAAAGACAAGUGUGCCCAUCCACUUGGUUAAAUCACAAGAAGGUAACAAGGAACAUAUUGAGGAAGCAAAGAACACCUUCAGCAAUUGGAAAGAACUCCAAACCCAGAAAAACAUCCUUGAGCAAGAGAGGCGCCAGCUCCAUAAUGGCAAGCAACAUUCAAUACAGACACAGCCUGAUUCUCAAAUGAUGAACCAGAAAGCAGAAGAGAAGGUGACUGCUGUGAGCUGUGAAGGAGAAAUGCAAAUAUUGGAAGCCAAAAAACUUAACCUUGAAAUGACCCCGCAGCAAUGUUCUUAUACCAAAGAGAUGCUGCAGAAGGACUUUGAGAAAAUCCCAUCGGACAAAGCUUAUCCAGAAAAUAAACUUGAGUCUGAACUCAGGAACACAAAAGCCAGUAUUGACCUUCUAAAGUCUAACUUGACCAAUGCAAACAUGGAAUGCAAGAGGUUAUCAACAGCAGUUACAAACAUGACAGAGGAAAAUGAGUUACUUAAGAAAGAACUGCGGGAAGUCUUUUCUAAACACGAAAGUGACCUUAGACAACUGACUGACAAACACUUCCUGUUAGAAAAUCACGUCUGCACUAUUGAAAAGUAG